Exophiala bonariae is the source of this 1785-nucleotide messenger RNA. RefSeq lists its product as uncharacterized. Gene Ontology annotation, molecular function: dipeptidyl-peptidase activity. The transcript is spliced from 3 exons. Bases 1 to 1785 code for a protein of 594 amino acids. Lineage: Eukaryota; Fungi; Ascomycota; Eurotiomycetes; Chaetothyriales; Herpotrichiellaceae. The record is from RefSeq and is a predicted model, not a curated record.
AUGCCUAACCAGAUCAAAGACCUCUACAAAAUCGAUCAAACAUCGUUUGAUUACAUCUACGAGGAGAAUGUAAACGUGCCUCUCAAAGACGACAAGGGUCUGGUAAGAUGCAAUGUUUACCGACCAAAAGAGACUGGCAAGCAAUAUCCGGUGUUGGUGACAUAUGGUCCAUACGGCAAGGAUAUCCACUACAGCCAUUUCCAUGCAGAUUCCUUUAAUGAGGUGCCUGAGGAGCAUCAUUCACCACAUUCCGCAUGGGAAACACCAGACCCCGGGUUUUGGACCAGGAACGAGUAUGCUAUCGUGCGAGCAGACGAGAGAGGAUUAGGUCAAUCACCCGGCGUACUCAAUACUAUGUCUCGAGGAACGAGCGAAGCAUUUUUUGAUGUGAUUGAAUGGGCGGCAAGCCAACCAUGGUCCAACGGCAAAGUCGGACUUCUUGGAAUAAGUUAUUAUGCUGGCAGUCAGUGGAGAGUUGCCGCACGCCAGCCGAAAGGACUGGCAUGCAUCAUCCCUUGGGAAGGUAUGUCCGAUUACUAUCGGGAUCGGUGUCGCCAUGGAGGUAUUCUCUCAAAUACGUUCAUCAAGUUUUGGUGGAACCGACAGGUAAUCACUAACCAAUACGGAAGACCUGGGAGAGCGGCUAGAAAUUGGGGAUUUGACACCAUUGAAGGCGAUCUGUCAGAAGAAGAGCUGCUUUCCAACCUUCGAGAUCAAACGGCAGACAACGAGAAGUAUCGUUUUCUCGAUGAGGACUACUACGCUUCAAAGGACUACGACAUGGGUGACAUCAAAGUGCCAAUUCUGUCCGUUGGAAAUUGGGGUGGGAUUUUACUACAUUUACGAGGCAACGUCGAAGGAUAUUUGAAUGCUGGUUCGGACUUGAAAUACCUGAGAUUUCUUACGGGUCGCCAUGAUUUGCCCUUUUAUGGAAAGGAGAACGUUGAAAUGCAGAAAAGUUUUCUAGACGCAUUCCUGAAAGAUCACGAUACCCAGGGCUGGACUACUGGGAAAGCACCGAAGGUCGGCUUAGUCCUGCGUAAAGGAGACGUCGGCUACAACGAUGUCGAGGCCGAAAAGCACUAUCCGCAACGAUUUGAGAACGAGUGGCCGAUUGCACGGACGCAGUACACCAAAUACUUUCUUACGCCAGAUCGGCAAAUAGUUGAGUCUCAACCCGACAAGACUGAGCAAUCUCAGGUGUCGUACAAAGCUUUGGGAACCCUCAAGGAGCCCCAGCUGGUUCAGUUCACGUCCAAGCCAUUCCAACAAGAGACCGAGAUCACUGGACACAUAGUCGCUCAUCUCAAUGUCUCCUUGUCGGCCAUCUCGAACACUGCUAUAGCACCUACAGAAUUGGAUCUUUUCCUAACUAUACGACAUUUGGACUCGACAGGCAAAGAAAUAUUCUACACAGGUACUGUUGGAGACCCCGUGCCAAUAACCAAAGGCUGGCUCAGGGUCAGCUUACGCAAAACUGAGCCGAAGCAUCCACGAUCCAAGCCCUGGCACCCCCACCGGGAAUAUCGAUCCACGGACGUUCUCCCGGUUAAGACUGGGGAGGUUUAUGGGGUAGAUGUGGAGAUUUGGCCGACUAAUGUUGUGGUGGGCAAGGGUAACCGUCUAGUACUUGAGGUGUCCUCCGGGGAUACGCAGGGCGCCGGCCUUUUCGAGCAUAAUUCGGACGUCGAUCGGCCUCGGGAGUCGUUGGAGGGCCUGAAUCAUAUCAACUUCGGCCCCGACCACGACAACUUCGUACUAUUACCUAUCAUCCCGAGUCCGUGA